This is a messenger RNA of Aspergillus homomorphus CBS 101889, 1895 nucleotides long. RefSeq names its product YccV-like-domain-containing protein. Gene Ontology annotation, molecular function: protein binding; DNA binding. The transcript has 4 exons. Lineage: Eukaryota; Fungi; Ascomycota; Eurotiomycetes; Eurotiales; Aspergillaceae. The record is from RefSeq and is a predicted model, not a curated record. The coding region runs from base 53 to 1798 and encodes 581 amino acids.
CCAGCCAUUUCUCCUACUCUCAAGAGUUGUCUCCGAGUCCCUGUUUAUCGUAAUGGUUUUGUCUCUUGAUUGCCUCCCAGAAGAGCUAUUACAACAAAUCCUUUAUUACUGCCAACCCCACUCCACGGCUGCACUAGAACAGACAGCUCGCCGGUUCCGUGGCGUCACAAAUGAACCGACAGUAUGGCGCUAUUAUUGUUUGACCAGGUUCAAGUUCUGGGCUCCUGGGCACGAAAUUUCCAGGAGACUGGUAGGCCCGAUAUCAGGUUCCAGUUGGAAACAGCUCUAUAUAGUGAAGCAUUCGAGCUACCGCGCAACUACACGUCUACUGGAUAGCAUCCUCUCCAGCCAGGCUGGAAGGAUUGAGAAGUUUCAAGCGAUAAUUGACCUUGGGUACGAUGCUAAAGAUGCCCUUCUACACAAUAUCUCUGCUGGGUCAAAUAUGGAUGACCAUUUGGCAAGGAGAUACUACGCUAGGGCAGUUCUGACCGGUCUACAUCGGAGUCUCGCCAUCCGUGAGUGGGCAAAGCUCAGGAAUGGAGACAAUGUAUCACUGAGUAGAGCGCUGGGAGCGUUCGACCUCUUCAUCCCUGAGAGUGGAUUCGGCAGUCUCGAUGAGAUAAUUGUCGAGCUCGAUGAUAUCAUGUCCUCGAUUAUCAAAAGUCACCCUGAUAUUCAUCUAUUGACAUGUCGUGAUAAGGCUAGAACCAUUGCAACAUUUCUGAGAACAAACAACUUUACUGGCAUCGAGCCAGGGAGAGGCUAUCAUCGCUUAGAGCAUAACUUCAUAGGUGUUUCGUUAAAUGAUCCUGCACACAACUCACUUCCAUUAAUUUCGGCUGCCAUUUAUUGCCACGUUGCACGGGGACUAGGCCUUGACGCCCGGCCAUGCGGAUUCCCUUUCCACGUCCAUGUAAUAGUCGUGCCUCCUAUCGGAUUUGAUGUCGAUGGUCAUGAACUUGAAGCUGGAACACAAGGACAUCCGAUUUAUAUGGAUCCGUUUCGAUCAGACAAAGAAACCCCGAUCGCAGAUCUACAAAAUCAAUUGAACUUCUUGGGAGCAUCCACCGCUGAGCAAUCGACGUUUCUCGGGGAGUCCCAAGUACCGGAGAUUGUACUUCGAUGCGCUAAGAACAUACUAAAUUCCCUCCAGCGCGGUAGCAACUUCCUUGGCGUGCGAUCAGCUUCGGUUGACUUGGUCAGUGCAAAAUAUGCCGCAGUUUGGUCAUCUAUGCUGCUUUCCGACCCUGCUCGGCCAAUCGAGCUAAAGCAUAGCCUUACGUGUUUGAUGGAGCUCCUAGCCAUGGAAUUUCCGUCGGAUGUAAAUUUGGUUCAGCGGUUCAUUACUCCUCUUUUCUACGGUAUGGCUGAGUAUGACAAUAUCUUGGAAAGUCUUCAUGUCAUGCGGGCUGUAGACGGGAUUCCAAGGGAGGUCAAAGAGCGCUCUCCUCGGCAUGGUACCGUCAAAUAUAAAAUUGGUCAAGUCUUCAUGCAUCGUCGAUAUGCAUACAGAGCUAUCAUCACGGGGUGGGAUGUGGAAUGUGGUGCGGGCGAACAGUGGAUGAGAAGAAUGGGCGUGGACCGUCUUCAGGACGGUCGUCACCAGAGCUUUUAUCAUGUCCUUGUUGAGGAUAAAAGUUUUCGGUAUGUGGCAGAGGAGAACAUUGAGCCUUUUGUCACUGAUAUAACAGAUCUUCCGCACAGCCUAGUUGCUACUGCAGGAAAACACUUCAAGAGGUGGGACGUUGAUCGCAGAGUUUUUGUCAGCAAUAUAAGGGAUGAGUAUCCAAAUGAUUAACAGGGACGCUAUAGGAAUUCCGGAACUUGUAUAAUUAUGAGACUUGUUAUGUAUUCGUGGUACUAUGGGCUUUUAAGCUGGUAUAGGCAAGGUAGUC